Messenger RNA from Equus caballus (horse), 3075 nucleotides. It is a transcript of the gene SHLD2, whose product is annotated as shieldin complex subunit 2. NCBI's taxonomy places the organism in Eukaryota, Metazoa, Chordata, Mammalia, Perissodactyla, Equidae. Gene Ontology annotation, cellular component: nucleus; site of double-strand break. Gene Ontology annotation, biological process: regulation of double-strand break repair via homologous recombination. The record is from RefSeq and is a predicted model, not a curated record.
GCGCGCGUGCCGGCGGGCGCUCGGGGGCGCGCACGGGGGAGGGGCGCGGACCCCCGCGGGCCUCCCGGAUCUCCGCGGAGGCGGCGUCUCAGGUCUGUGCGCGGCCCGGGCCUCGACCCUGGGAGGGGUCUGCGCGGGAGACGUAAGUGAAAGGGUCGGAGGCCUCGAUGUUUGAGUAGACAAGAAACCAUGAGUGGAGGAUCUCAAGUACACAUUUUUUGGGGUGCUCCAAUUGGUCCAUUGAAAAUGACAGUAUCACAGGAGCCCACUUCUUUAGUGUCCACCACGGACCCCUGGAAAAAGAUUCAGCUUUUAUACAAUCAGCAUUCUUUACAUCUGAAGGAUGACAAAUGCAAGCACAAAAAUCUUGAAGACUGUCAGGUCCUAGACGCUGCUGGCCCUUCAGAUCUCCUUAACGGUCAUUUUUUAGCAAACUCUGUGAAUAGAUCUGCUCAUGUGAAGGAUGACUUUGUACAUUGUAUUUCUGAAACAGAGACCACAAAAUCCCACAAGAUUCCCCCGUUAGAGAUGAGUGGUAUACCUAACUCUGAUGUGCAAAUAUGUGGAUUUAAGGGCAGAGUUCAGCAUUUGACUGAGGAAGAAAAGUGUCAACAGCUUUUCAGUGAAAAUAAGAAAAUCGCAGAUGAACAGCAUAAAGAUCAGUCAAAUAUAUGUGGCCAAAACUUUCCAAAAAAUUCCCUUCACUUGGAUCCUAAGUGUGCAGCUAUACUGGAUUUGGUCUGUGGUACCGAACAGAUUAACAUAGGGCCAGGAGCUGCUGAGACAAAGCGUGUGCCAACAGGACAUCGUGAAAGACAAACCCAGCGUCUGGAAUUCUUUCCUUCUAGCACAGUAGACGAGCCAAGAUCUGAAAGAGCAGCGAGGAAGGACUCAGCCCUCAACAUAUCUACUGAUACUGAAUUUCUCAGUGUAAUGACCUCUAGCCAGGUUGCCUUUUUAGCUCAAAGGAAGUAUAAAGGGCAGAAUUCUGUAAAUAAAGGAAUUGUAAACAUGGAGAUUGAACCAAAGGCGAGUCACGGGGAAAUGAGAAAAAGGGAAGAUAAUUUGAUAAAGCCGAAUGAUGGUUUUGCAGAAGGAUCUGAAAGUGGACAAACCGAAGCAUAUUCCCUUGAACUUUUUAGUCCUGUUUGUCCUGAAACGGAAAGUAGCAACAUUCGCAUAAACUCUGAUAAAGGUCUUGAAGAAAAUACAGGAUCCCAAGAACUUUUCACUUUUGAAAAUAAACUGCUACCAGAUGAGAUAUGUAUUGAGUCCUGUAGCUCGGGAAUACUGUGUUCCCAAGGAAAUACCUUCCUCAAAAGUUCUGGUAAAAGAAAUCGGACCUCUGAAGAUAAACUGGGGCAUUCUAAAGCUCUGUCUAAGGUCCUCCAAGAAUCUAAGAAAAUGAAGUUGGUUUCUAAUGCAAGAGAUCCUCCUGUAGAAAUGGGCCAGAGGAAUGUGUCUAAAUUUCACGGGGUUAAAAAAACAUCAUUAAUCAAAAAUUGUGGUUCUAAAAGUCAGAAGUAUAAUUGUCUAGUCAUGGUGUUAUCUCCAUGUCAUGUGAAAGAAAUAAAUAUAAAAUCUGGACCAAAUUCUGGCUCUAAAGUGCCUUUAGCAACAAUUACGGUGAUUGACCAAUCAGAAGUCAAGAAGAAGGUUUUUCUGUGGAGGACGGCAGCGUUUUGGGCAUUUACAGUGUUUCUUGGAGAUAUAGUUUUACUCACAGAUGUUACUAUUCACGACGAUCAUUGGGUUGGUGAGAGAGUGCUACAAUCAACAUUUACCAGUCAGUUAUUAAAUCUUGGGAGUUAUUCGUCCGUCCAGCCUGAGGAAUAUUCCAGUAUGGUUAGCGAUGUGGUCCUUCAAGACUUACUGGCGUAUGUGUCUUCGAAACAUUCUUAUCUCAAAGAUCUUCCUCAGAGGCGGCCUCAGAAAAUGAACAGUAUAGAAUUUGUAGAACUAGCGUGCCUUCGGCCCGAUAUUUUAGUCCACGCAGUGGUGAGAGUUGUUGAUAUCACUGUACUGACAGAGGCAGUGUACAGCUACAGAGGGCAGAAGCAAAGGAAAGUUAUGUUAACAGUGGAACAGACCCAAGGUCAACAUUAUGUGCUUGUAUUAUGGGGUCCUGGAGCCGCCUGGUACCCUCAACUUCAAAGGAAAAAAGAUUAUAUUUGGGAAUUUAAAUAUCUUUUCGUUCAGCGCAAUUGUGUCCUAGAAAACCUAGAAUUGCACACAACGCCUUGGUCAUCCUGUGAGAGCCUGUUUGACGAUGACAUAAGGGCGGUUACAUUUAAGGCAAAAUUUCAAAAAAGCACGUCCUCCUUUGUGAAGAUGUCAGAUUUAGCGGUACACCUGGAGGAUAAGUGUUCAGGAGUGAUUCUAAUCAAAGCCCAGAUUUUAGAGCUCGUGUUUCCGACGACAGCAGCUCAGAAGAUAGCUCUAAACGCUCGCAGCUCUCUGAAGAGUAUUUUCUCUUCUCUCCCCAACAUCGUAUACACUGGCUGUGCAAAAUGUGGACUGGAACUAGAAACAGACGAGAACAGGAUCUACAGGCAGUGUUUUAGCUGUUUGCCAUUUACUAUGAAGAAAAUAUACUAUAGGCCAGCUUUAAUGACCAUAGCUGAUGGAAUAUAUAAGGUGUGCGUCCAUGUAGGAUCACAGCUGAUAGAGAAGAUUCUUCUCGACAUUUCUCCUGACUGGCUCAGUAGAGCUAUAGCGCCCCCCGCAGAGGUCACCUAUGGCAUGGUCGCCGCCGACUUGCUCCACGCCUUGCUGGCGGGCGGCGGGGCCCCUUGUGUGGUGAAGGUGCAGAGCCUCUUCCUGCUGGACGAAAACAGCUACCCCCUGCAACAGGAUUUCUCGCUCCUAGACUUUUACCCCGACAAUGUGAGCCCGCCUCCCAGGCCUUCCCUGAGACCAGGGGAAAAAAUUGCAGGCGCUUCGAGGACAAUCCCUGAAAUGGUGCGUCUUUUGAAAUAAAUGAAUGACGCGGCUUGGGCUGAGGGGUUUAAAUAAAUCUAUUUUAUGAAGAGAACUGUGCUAAAUAUAUAAAUUAAAACUGUUUUUCUAAGAAAA